GCAGUACUGCAGUUUUACCGGAAGUUGGGGAAAGGGGAAAAGCUACUCAGCUGUUGUGAGCUGGCAACGGCGACCUGAGCGGCGCUGAGGAAGGGCUCUCCUGCAGGCGCCCCUUGCUCGGAGGGGACCAAGAAAAGACCGGAGGAGAAGGGGUGGAGCGGGGGGCCUCCUCGGUGGGUGAGUAGAAGUGGGCGGAACGUCCCGGGAGUUCUGUGCUCGUGUUCUGGAAUGGUGAAUCCUCUCGUAGCUCCGCCCUAAAACACCUGCCCACGAAUCGCACUCCCCCCCCCCCCCGCCGCCUGUGGUGUCACUAACAGGAACAAGCGUCAUUGAAUCCGGUGGAGUUUACUGGGGCAAGAACGUGCAUAGGUUCAGCCUUUCUGUUGGCGAUCCGCUUUGCUUUGCUAGAAGGCCCUUGCUGGAUAUUUGUUCAAGCAAAAUGUUGCCUACCACAUCAGUUAAUUCCCGAACUCAAGGCAAUGGGGCUUUAAACUCCAGGGAUGCUGCCAGGCACACAGCAGGGGCAAAACGCUACAAAUACUUGAGAAGACUCUUCCACUUUCAACAGAUGGAUUUUGAGUUUGCUUUGUGGCAGAUGCUGUAUCUCUUCACUUCACCACAGAAGAUUUAUAGGAACUUUCAUUACAGGAAACAAACAAAAGACCAGUGGGCAAGAGAUGACCCUGCUUUUCUUGUAUUGCUAAGUAUCUGGUUGUGUGUAUCCACAAUAGGAUUUGGCUUUGUAUUGGACAUGGGAUUUGUUGAAACAAUCAAACUACUGCUUUGGGUUGUGUUUAUAGACUGUGUGGGAGUUGGCCUCCUUAUUGCAACUUUAAUGUGGUUUAUCUCAAAUAAGUAUUUGGUAAAGCACCAAAGCAGAGAUUAUGAUGUGGAGUGGGGAUAUGCCUUUGAUGUUCAUUUGAAUGCUUUCUAUCCUCUUCUUGUCAUCUUGCAUUUCAUACAGCUGUUUUUCAUUAAUUAUGUAAUUGUAUUGAAUUCAUUUAUUGGAUAUUUCGUUGGAAAUACUUUGUGGCUGAUUGCCAUCGGCUAUUACAUCUAUGUGACAUUUCUAGGCUAUAGCGCAUUACCAUUCUUGAAGAAUACUGUCAUUCUGUUAUAUCCAUUUGCACUUCUUCUGCUGCUCUACUUGGUUUCACUAGCAAUGGGAUGGAACUUCACACAAGCACUUUGUUCUUUCUACAAGUAUAGAGUGAAAUAAACCGGACUCUAACAAAAUGGGUUGCUUGUACUUACCUCCUUGUGGAAGUCUCAGAAUAGGUAAGAGGAAGACACUCUUGUAAAUUUCUGUAAAUACAUUCUCCUCACUGUAGAUCAGUGUGUAAAGUUUUUGGUUUUCUAAAAAUUUAUUUACAGCUGCAGAUUUAUUGUAAUUCUGUAUUCUUCUGUGCUUUCUUCCUAAUGGAAAAAACUGUACAUUUCUGUAAUAAAAAGGGGUUUUUUAAAAAAAAA
Heteronotia binoei (common prickly gecko) is the source of this 1470-nucleotide messenger RNA. RefSeq names its product protein unc-50 homolog. Bases 440 to 1219 code for a protein of 259 amino acids. NCBI's taxonomy places the organism in Eukaryota, Metazoa, Chordata, Lepidosauria, Squamata, Gekkonidae. The transcript has 7 exons. The record is from RefSeq and is a predicted model, not a curated record. Gene Ontology annotation, cellular component: Golgi membrane.